ACUUUGGAGGGAACACCACGCAGUAUUAAAGAAUACAGUCAGUUAGGAUAGUCAGUUAUUCAGCUAAAGCUCGUUUAUCUGAGAGGUUCGGCAGUUGGUCAUGUACCGCUGUUUAUCCAGCGUUUUCUGUCUAAAUGGAGGAAGAAGCAUUUCAAACACACCACGACACCAGCAGCUGUUAUGGGCCAUAGGAAAGAUGCACACACCGGCUGCCUUUAACUCCUUUUUAUGUUGGUGCAUGUAUUCCACCAAGACCAGUCCACUGCUGCACUGGACACUGAACACUCAGCAGCCGAGCUGGGCUCUCCAGUCUGUCUUACACCGCUACACGAGCUCCUGGACAUCCAGAAAAAAUGUGCCAAGUGCCUUUCCAGUAAUAGAUGGUGUUUUUCAUCCAAUACACAGGCAUGUGUUCGAAACAAAUUUACGAAACAGCCAGAUAUGCCAACAAAGGUACCAGGAACAAAGAGAUAAAGUGUUAAAGGGAGGUGGCCAAAAUGCCAUAACACGACACACACAGAGGAACAAGAAGAUUCUGGCCCGUGACAGAAUCCGCAUGCUACUGGAUGAUGAAGAUUAUCUAGAGCUUUCUCCUUUUGCUGGAAUGGGUUUAGCCUAUGGAGACAUUCUGUCAGCUGGCGUAAUCACAGGUAUUGGUAAAAUAAAUGGGAUCUGGUGUGUGUUUGUUGCUAAUGAUGCCACAGUGAAAGGAGGCACAGGGUACCCUAUAUCAGUAAAGAAACAGCUCCGGGCACAAGAAGUGGCCAUGCAGAAUCGUCUGCCCUGUGUGUACUUGGUGGAUAGUGGUGGUGCAUUUUUACCUCUUCAGGCAGACAUCUUCCCUGAUAAGAACCACGGUGGCCGCACUUUUUACAAUGAAGCUAUAAUGUCAGCAAUGAAGAUUCCACAGGUGUCAAUGGUGUGUGGAUCAUGCACAGCUGGCGGAGCAUAUACACCUAGCAUGGCAGAGGAAGCUGUCAUAGUUGACAGGAUAGGAACCAUCUUUUUAGGUGGUCCACCCCUGGUUAAAGCUGCUACAGGUGAGGAGGUAACUCCUGAAGAGCUUGGAGGGGCCACUUUACACUCAAAAGUGAGUGGCGUUGUGGAUCAUUUUGCUGCUGAGGAGAAGGAGGCAUUUGAGUGCGUCAGAAACAUCAUCUCCACUCUUAACUUCCGCCUUCCAGAGGAGAGCACCACUGAGGUCGAGGAGCCACUGUACCAUAAUGAGGACCUUAUGGGCCUUGCUCCACUGAACUACAGUUACAGCCUGGAUGUCAGACUGAUCGUGAGCCGACUGGUUGAUGGCAGUCGUUUCCAGGUGUUCAAGGCCCGCUAUGGUACCCCUCUCCUUACUGGGUUCGCCAGAAUUGAAGGACAUCUGGUUGGUAUUGUGGCAAACAAUGGGGAGCUGACAUACGAAGCGUCUCUCAAAGGUAGCCAUUUUGUUCAGCUGUGUGACCAGAGAGACAUUCCCCUAAUCUUUCUGCAGAACACAGCUCCAGAGCCUGCCCACACUUUCUCAAAAAACAAGGCAGAGUCUAACUCUAACAGACUCAAAGCUCAAGGAUCCAUGAUGUCUGCUGUUGCCUGUGCUUCUGUUCCUAAGAUCACUGUGGUCAUCGGGGGCUGUCAUGGUGGAGACAGCUUUGCUAUGUGUGGAAGGGCUUUUGACCCCAACUUCCUGUUUCUGUGGCCCAAUGCUAGAGUGUCGAUUGUGGCCCCAGGGCACGCUGGUGCUGUGGUGCAGGAGGAACAUGAUGCCCAGCAGAUAAAUGAGCUACUUGAAGAAGAGAGUUCAGCUUUCUUUUCAUCAGGCAGACUAUGGGAUGAUGGAGUGAUUCUCCCACAAGAUACAAGAAAGAUAUUGGGGAAAUGCCUCAGCAUCAUUCACCAACAAGAAUAUCAACUGCAAAGGAAGAAGCAGCCCACUCCACUUCUCCGAAUAUAAUGCUACCUCUGAACAAAUCGUCUCACCGAUUUUUUUUUAUUUAGUUUUAUUAAUGAGUACUGUAGUGUUAAUUUAACAUUGAGUGCAACUAAAUGGCAAUAAUGCACUCUUGUAAUUUUUGCAAUGAAUCAAGUUAAUAUUUGUAUAUAAAGAUGUGCCUUAUGUGUUUCUGUUAAUGUGAUUAGAAUGGUCCUGAUAGGAAAAACGAAGCUACCAUGUAUUUGCAGACCCGCUAGCAUUAGAUUGGGUGUUAAGGAACUGGGCAUUAUACCAAGGUUUCAAUAUGAACAAUACAGCCCAGAGGUGCUAAAUUAAGCUAAGUACAUAUUCUAUUUUAUUUAUCUUCUUAUUUUAUAUUAUUUAUCUUUGGUGCUAAAUCCCCCCUAAAGUGCCCCUUCAAGAUCAGUAGUUGUUUAUAGUUUCUGUAUUUCCUGAUUACUGAAUUUCUCCAGUACACAUUGGAAGAAAGGGUUUUUAAGAGAAGCAUGAAGAAAAACUAACAACUCCAGCUAACAGAAAACAUUAUAAGAACAUUUAGCAAUGUUUAAAAAGGUUCCAGGAAUUAUGGCCUGUGACGUUAUUAAAAUAAUGUUCCUGUAACGCAGGGUUGCCAGGUCCAACAAAAAUAUCCAGCCCAAAGUCAGUCUAAAACCCGCCCUUUAGAAGCUUAAACAGCCCAAAAUAUAUGUCUGUCAGACGUUUGAAGCAAAUGACAAAAAAACUGAGUGUACGACUUAGUAUUUUUUUAUAAGGGAUAUAUUAUCAGUAUUGAUAUUUAUCUUUGAUUAAUAAUUUUGUAACAUUAGUGUUUUGUUUUAAUAGUUAUUUUAUAACAGUUUAUAUCCCAGUCAAGAACAUUUAAUAGUAACAUAAUUAGUUAAAAAAUGUUUUUUUUUGUUUGUUUUUUUUUAAGUAGCCCAAAAACGCAUCCCGCCACCCUUGAAUUUUCACCCGUGACUGGAUUUGCAAACAAGUCCAAUUUCGAACCUGGCAACUCUGCUGGAACGUAAAAUAAAAAUUCAAACAUUGAGAGAAGUAAUGUUGUUGCGACGUUAUCAGAACAUUUUAAAACUUUACAUGAAAUGUUCUAAGAACAUCUAGAAAACAGAGGCGUUCUGUCAAGGUACAGGGCGAAAACCUAGCUCCAAUAAAGAUAAAAUCGAAAAGCUAAA
This is a messenger RNA of Astyanax mexicanus (Mexican tetra), 3120 nucleotides long. RefSeq names its product biotin-dependent 3-methylcrotonyl-coenzyme A carboxylase beta1 subunit-like. Gene Ontology annotation, biological process: L-leucine catabolic process. The coding region runs from base 101 to 1948 and encodes 615 amino acids. Gene Ontology annotation, cellular component: mitochondrion; methylcrotonoyl-CoA carboxylase complex. The transcript has 13 exons. The record is from RefSeq and is a predicted model, not a curated record. Gene Ontology annotation, molecular function: methylcrotonoyl-CoA carboxylase activity. Lineage: Eukaryota; Metazoa; Chordata; Actinopteri; Characiformes; Acestrorhamphidae.